Molecule: messenger RNA, 1184 nt
Organism: Zea mays
Lineage: Eukaryota; Viridiplantae; Streptophyta; Magnoliopsida; Poales; Poaceae
Product: proteasome subunit beta type
Exons: 6
Coding region: 90-902 (270 amino acids)
Cellular component (GO): proteasome core complex
Source: RefSeq, a predicted model, not a curated record
UCGCAGGCUCGCAGCAGCAGCUGAAGCCGCAAACUCCCAGCUCCCCUGGUCCCCACUCCUAGCUCUGAGGGGAUCGGACGGUUGACCUGAUGUUGUCUCGCUUCUUAAUCCAUCCUAGCCGUUGGUUUUCAUAUACUAGCCCACGAGACCCAGCCCAGCCGGCUUGGAUCUCAACCCAUAGGUGGCGCUCUCCUCUUCGGCUUCGGUUGCAAGAAAGAAAAAGGUAUCCGUAUGUGACUGGUACUUCAGUCAUUGCCUUGAAAUACAAGGAUGGUGUGAUCAUGGCAUGUGACACUGGAGCAUCCUAUGGAUCAACUUUGAGAUACAAGAGUGUGGAACGCAUUAAGGCUGUUGGCAAGCAUAGCAUCAUUGGAGCAAGCGGAGAGUUCAGCGAUUUCCAGGAGAUCCUGCGCUAUCUGGAUGAACUAACUCUUUCUGAUCAUAUGUGGGAUGAUGGAAAUUCUCUGGGCCCCAAAGAGAUCCACAGUUAUUUGACAAGAGUGAUGUACAACAGACGCAACAAGUUUGAUCCUCUCUGGAACUCACUUGUACUUGGUGGAGUGAAAAAGGGUCCAAAGGGUGAUGAGAAGUAUCUUGGCAUGGUUAAUAUGAUUGGUACCCACUUCGAGGAAAACCAUGUCGCAACUGGAUUUGCAAAUCAUCUGGCGAUCCCGAUACUCCGUGCUGAAUGGCGCGAGGAUAUGACUUUUGAAGAAGCUGUUAAGCUGGUUGAGAAGUGCUUGCUGGUCUUGCUGUACCGUGACAGGUCAUCUAUCAACAAAUUCCAGAUUGCCAAGAUCACAACUGAAGGAUCAACCAUCUACCCACCAUAUUCCUUGAAGACCUACUGGGGCUUCUCUCACUUUGAAAACCCAGCCCAGGGCGCUGUGGGAUCAUGGUAGAUUUAUGCGCCGCGCACGCCGCAUAUCAUGCCAUGAACUUAGGCGAAACCAAUCUGUGCUGCUGAAAUCGAACACUUAUGAACGUUUGUUCUGAACAUCACUGGAACUCUGCAUUUGCUUGUAUGACAUGCUUAUGGUUCAGCGAGUUUAAUUCCAACGUUUGAUCACAUGUUGUGAAUGUGGAAAAUGGAUUGUGCGAUUGCGACCUCAGAUGCCGUUGUUGAUUGUACUAUGUUGAAAACUUGAAAUGCUAAAUUAGUAUAGGUAGGUGACCUUUGCCUU